AUGGGUGAUCCGUGGGACUGCCUGUACGAAGGCAUGCUUCCCUUCCACGAGCACUUUCGCCACAGCAUCUCGCAGAUCUCUGCGCUGCUUACCGUUGUGUCCCCGCAGAGCGCGUCGAAGUCCAAGCCGACGGCGCUGAACAAUCUGCUCUACCUCACCGCCUCGCUGUGUCGCUCGCUCGAAACGCACCACACCAUCGAGGAACGCUUCAUCUUCCCCACGCUCGCCAAGAAGCUGCCGCAGUUCGGCAAGUCGAGCCAGCAUAUCAAGGAGCACGACCAGAUGCAUUCCGCACUCCACAACCUCGAAAGCUACGUCGGCCAAGUCGCAACCAACCUCCGACAGGCAAAGGCCAAAGAGGGGUUGGAAGAGGUGUAUGACCAUGCGAAGAUGGAGGCGUUGGUGGGGAAGCUCAAGGAUACUCUGUUGCCACAUCUGGCUGCAGAGGAAGCGAGUCUUAGGGCUCCAGUAGUCAAAGAGGCGGGAUUCGAGCUGGGUGAGAUUCGAUACCUCAUCCGAUAA
Messenger RNA from Moesziomyces antarcticus, 522 nucleotides. RefSeq lists its product as uncharacterized. NCBI's taxonomy places the organism in Eukaryota, Fungi, Basidiomycota, Ustilaginomycetes, Ustilaginales, Ustilaginaceae. The coding region runs from base 1 to 522 and encodes 173 amino acids. The transcript has a single exon. The record is from RefSeq and is a predicted model, not a curated record.